AUGGCCGCUCAAAUAUUCGCGCACAAGACGACUGCCUUGACGAAUCCUCCAAAUUACGCUUUGACCUCUCAUCGACUCUGUCGCACUCUACAUACCUCCACCAAGCAACCUAUCGUCCUGGUGGCAUGCGGCUCCUUUAAUCCUAUCACAUAUCACCACCUUCGGAUGUUUGAGAUCGCAAAGGAUUUCAUUCAGCAGAAUACCAAUUUUGAAAUCCUCGGUGGAUAUCUCAGUCCAGUCAGUGACGAGUACAAGAAAGCGGGUCUAGUCAGCGCACAUCAUCGGGUUAACAUGUGCGCGCUCGCCACAGAGCAGGAGUCGUCGUGGCUAAUGGUCGAUUCCUGGGAGGCGCUGCAGACUUAUCAACGUACAGCUGCUGUGCUUGAUCACUUCGAUUACGAAAUUAACACGGUUCUUGGUGGCGUGUCCACUCGAGAUGGUGAACGUGAUGUUCAGAUCAUGCUCCUUGCUGGUUCAGACCUAAUUGGCACCAUGUCUGAGCCGGGCGUUUGGUCUCAUGAUGACCUCGAUCAUGUACUCGGACACCAUGGAACGUUUGUCAUUGAGCGCACUGGGGCCGCUCUGGAUCAAGUAGUUGACAGCCUGGCGCGUUGGCGGAACAACAUCUACCCUAUCGCUCAGCAGGUCCAGAACGAUGUUUCAUCGACGAAGGUACGGCUGUUCUUUCGCAGGGGUCUUUCGGUACAGUAUCUCCUCCCAGCGGCUGUCAUCGAUUACAUAGAGCAGAACAAUCUAUAUCCAGACGACGGACCAUGCACGGAGAAAGAUAGAGGCAAGGAAAGUGAGAGCGGAGAAGUUGACACUACUAGUUCAGAAAGCGGCCGCAAUGUCCAGUCAACAUUGGGAACGGAGACGACAAGGUUAUCAAAUUAGACUUGUAUAGAGAAACCUUAAACGUGAGUAAAAUUACUAGCUAAAUGAACUCCGUUGUUGUUGUCAAUCAAAUGAGUGGACACUGGUUUACGCUAGUCGACACUGCUUGAAGCCAAAUCUAUGGCUGUUGCGGGUGGAUCGGUAAUGAAAAAGAUUCUCUAGUAAAGAGUAAUAUGCCAAACUGUUGUGUUAGACUGGUGUGUUGGAUCCUGGUGAGGUCGGAAUUGUGCGAUCACCGGGAAGGCCCGAGGGUGAUGGUCAAGAGGAGAAAAGUGCUGCUAUCGUUCCCCAGUGGGCUAUAAAAUUCCCCACAAAUAUAGUGUCCUCGCUGUAACGUGGUGGCACUGAAGUCUGGACUGUUAUUUGACUCGUAUGUGUUCAUUUCGGUGGUGAGGAUGAUGAUCUGCGCAAUGUCUGCAA
This is a messenger RNA of Suillus plorans, 1314 nucleotides long. RefSeq lists its product as uncharacterized. Gene Ontology annotation, biological process: NAD+ biosynthetic process. The transcript is spliced from 3 exons. The coding region runs from base 1 to 894 and encodes 297 amino acids. The record is from RefSeq and is a predicted model, not a curated record. NCBI's taxonomy places the organism in Eukaryota, Fungi, Basidiomycota, Agaricomycetes, Boletales, Suillaceae. Gene Ontology annotation, molecular function: nicotinamide-nucleotide adenylyltransferase activity; nicotinate-nucleotide adenylyltransferase activity.